CUGAAGGAAUGCUGGUAGCACGAUCAGUGAUUACGUAGUAUCCACCACUCUUUGGACGCAGAAGCCGCCAGAUAUUUACCUGAGAAAUGUUUCCGUUGGUUCUCCUCUUCCUGAAUGCUCUGACCCUGACCUUGGGUCUUGACAACGGCCUGGCCUUGACCCCUCCCAUGGGCUGGUUGGACUGGGAGAGAUUCCGGUGUAAUAUAGACUGUGUUAAUGAUCCAGAGAACUGUAUCGGCGAGCUGUUGUUCAGACAGACAGCGGACAGGAUGGCGUCUGACGGAUGGCUGGAGGCGGGAUACGAGUACCUCGUCGUGGACGACUGCUGGGAAGCUCAUACCCGCGACAGUGACGGUCGUCUCUACGCCAACAAGACACGGUUCCCUAACGGCAUGAAAGCGCUCGCAGAUUAUGUUCAUUCUAAGGGAUUAAAGUUCGGCAUUCACCAAGACUUUGGUCAUUUGACGUGCAGCCAUUACCCAGGCAGCGAGUUCUACCUUCAGACAGAUGCCCAGACCUUUGCAGACUGGGGCGUGGACUUUGUUAAAAUGGACGGAUGCAACGCCGACCUCGGCGACUACGACUAUGGUUAUCCUAUUUUUGGGAUGUAUUUGAACAAAACUGGCCGACCUAUGAUCUACUCCUGUGAAUGGCCAAAUUAUGAAUCACUGAAAGGCAAGACUCCUGACUUCGCAGCUAUCCGCCGCACGUGCAACACGUGGAGGAACUACAGGGACAUGCAAGACGGCUGGGACAGUCUUUUUAAUACGAUACAGUUCUUCGACAAGGACGUGGGUAACUUCAGUCAGUACGCAGGGCCUGGAGGCUGGAACGACCCCGACAUGCUGGUUCUGGGCAACUUCGGGUUGAGUCCGGACAUGGAGAGGACACAGAUGGCCAUGUGGGCGAUACUGGCGGCACCACUCCUCAUGUCGACGGAUCUCCGGGACAUUCGGAACAGCUCCAGGGAUAUUCUACAAAACAGGAGGCUGAUUGCUAUCAACCAGGACAAGAUGGGUGUCCAGGGAAAGAAAAUCAUGACGAUUGGUCCUGUUGACGUGUGGACACGCCCCCUUCUCCCUACCGGUAGUGUGGGCAUUGUAUUCUUCCACAGUGACAUCCUCACCCAUGGGUAUAAGUACCCCUGGAUCACCACCGUCCAGGCUCAAUCCCUAGGGCUCACGUUGUCCAAGGGCUACAACUUGAUGGACCCCUUUGAUGGCAGCUCUAAGGGCACAGUUAAACCAUCAGACAAUAUCAAAGUCAGAGUGCACCCUUCAGGUGUCAUUAUGUAUGUGGCUACACCAGUUUCGUGACUUUAAAGGAAA
Molecule: messenger RNA, 1328 nt
Organism: Haliotis rubra (blacklip abalone)
Lineage: Eukaryota; Metazoa; Mollusca; Gastropoda; Lepetellida; Haliotidae
Product: alpha-N-acetylgalactosaminidase-like
Exons: 8
Coding region: 87-1316 (409 amino acids)
Biological process (GO): glycoside catabolic process; oligosaccharide metabolic process; glycosylceramide catabolic process
Cellular component (GO): cytoplasm
Molecular function (GO): alpha-galactosidase activity
Source: RefSeq, a predicted model, not a curated record